Messenger RNA from Histoplasma capsulatum G186AR, 243 nucleotides. Its product is annotated as dolichyl-phosphate mannosyltransferase polypeptide 2. Gene Ontology annotation, biological process: GPI anchor biosynthetic process. Bases 1 to 243 code for a protein of 80 amino acids. Gene Ontology annotation, cellular component: dolichol-phosphate-mannose synthase complex; endoplasmic reticulum membrane. Gene Ontology annotation, molecular function: enzyme regulator activity. The record is from RefSeq and is a predicted model, not a curated record. NCBI's taxonomy places the organism in Eukaryota, Fungi, Ascomycota, Eurotiomycetes, Onygenales, Ajellomycetaceae. The transcript has 2 exons.
AUGCUUUUAGUGGCAACUGCUGUUUACCUUUACUACACGGCAUGGACUCUACUCAUGCCCUUUGUCGAUGACGGCCACCCACUCCAUGACCUCUUCCCACCCCGUGUCUGGGCAAUCCGUAUUCCCGUUAUCCUGACGCUACUCGGAUCUGCGGUCGUGGGUUCAUUCCUAGGUGUUGUUAUGAUUCGAAGUAAUCGGAAAAAGGCUGCCAAAGCGAAGGCAGCAUCGAAGAAGAAAGCUUGA